Molecule: messenger RNA, 138 nt
Organism: Colletotrichum costaricense
Lineage: Eukaryota; Fungi; Ascomycota; Sordariomycetes; Glomerellales; Glomerellaceae
Exons: 1
Coding region: 1-138 (45 amino acids)
Source: RefSeq, a predicted model, not a curated record
AUGCCCACCACCACCACCACUACCACCAGCCACGACGCGGGUCGAGGACAAGUCGACGUCGAAAAUGUCAUGUUUCGUCGACUCAGCGAGGCGAGGAAGAUCGGCCGUCCCUUCCCUGUCGUUUCAGAGUUGCUCUGA